CCACGAGCCAAAUUUCCCCUCUGCUCCCCCUCGGUUUUGUUUCUUGGUUCGUUCGGCUCGCUUAUCUCGAUCUGGGAUCUCGACCUCCACUCGCACUCUCCGGGUCAUCCUGCCGCAAAGUCCAGUAGAUCCCGCCUUUCAAUAGCGUCAACGCCCACGCCCCCUUUUCCCACUCUCUUUCUCCUCUCAACACCACCAGCACCCAAUCACCACUAUCCCAGCAAGCCCAACCUGAGCAGCUACCACACUUUAUUGGGCGCCGUCCAAGCUCAGCAAUUCCGAGCAACCGGGUUAGCACGAAGGACGGGCUGAGGAAAGGAAAAAAUGCGAAAAGCAGCUCGACUCAAGCUUAAGCUCGAGAUCGUCAACAUGACCUGCCCAAGCGGGCUAGACAGGGUGGAAAAGAUGCUGCAUACAGGCAGGUGUUGGCGGUGCGGUGCGUACCCAGCUCGCCCAGGUGUUCGCCGACGACGACCCAUUGCAUGAUUAUGAUAAGUUCCAUUAGAUCGCGCUUUCUUGAUUCGAGAUGCCCACCACCACCAUCACAGUGGAGGGCGAGACUUCACGCUGCCAGGACCCAGGCGCUGCUUGCUUGCUGCUGCGUGCAUGAACCAGCCAGAUGGAAAGAAAGAAAGUCUGUCUUUCCACUACUGUACGCCGGAAUUUUUUUUAAAAUGACGGACCGCCCCAAAUCCAAUACCUAGAGCAAGCACCUAAAGCCAUCGAUUCUCCCGCAUCUGUAUCACACAUCCCUUCCUCUUCCAUCCUUUCUCUUUCCUUUUUUUCUUUUGACAGCGGCUCGAACACAGCACGCACGGUCUGCAGGCUGGCCAUAAGAAUAAUAAGAACCUGCUUGUCCCACCUAGUCACUCGACCUCUGCGUCUUCUCGGUCCCACGAUUCCGGAUCGACUACGCUACCGAUACCUAACCUAGAAGCUUUUCAUACAUUCGUUUGUUUGCUACCGACACGCCUGUGAGCCUCUGCAAAAAGUCGCGUGCGCGGAUGUGAUCGAUACAAGGCAGAAAUAUGUAUUUAGGGGUCACUCGCGGUGCUCAGGUCACGGGCGUGGCAGUCUGUUCGUUAUGCCUGACUUGGAUAUCCGUCACCCUGCGAUUCUAUGUACGAUUGGCUAUAUUGAAGUUUGUGGGGAGGGAGGAUUGGUUGACGAUUGCGGCGAUGAUCGUGUUCACCAUCUUCUGUUCCCUGUGUUUACGAGCAACGGUUUAUGGACUCGGCGCACAUAUGGAGAAUAUUGAGCCCGCGUCAUUAGAGACUGGAUUCAAGAUUGUAUUCAUUUGCGAACUCCUAUACGUCGUUGCAACAACAGUCACAAAAGUCGCCAUUGCCGCAUACUUCUUUCGACUCUCCAGUAAACGAUACCAGCGAGUUGUGAUAUACGUCACCCUCGCAGCAGUCAUGGUUUUCAGUACCAUGUAUUUCUUCUUUCUUAUGUUCCAAUGCAGUCCUAUCAACUACCUCUGGACGAAAUACAACGAAGACGGGAAAGGAACUUGCUUAAACAGCACUACUCUCUCAGCCGUCACCUACGCCCACUGCGCCAUGUCCGCCAUAACAGAUUGGUCAUUCGGAAUCCUCCCCAUCUUCUUCGUCUGGAAAAUGCAAAUGAACCCGCGCACCAAACUGUCCGUCAUCCUCAUCCUCUCCCUCGGAUUCUUCGCAAGCACCGCAACAAUCGUCCGCAUAGUCUACAUCAAAGCCCUCACCGAAACCGACGACUAUGCCUGGGAAGGCAUCAACCUCGUCAAAUGGUCCAUGGUCGAACCCGCCAUCGCCAUCACCGCCAUGAACAUCGCCACCCUCCGGCCCCUCUUCAAAAACUUCCUCUCCUCCUUCGCAUCCAAGCGCUUCGACCCCUCCUCCAUCGACAGCGACGAGACCCUCCGCCCCUCCAACGACAGCCGCAGCCACUUCGCGCGCCGCAACAGCGUCUCGGCAAAGGACUACAGCGUGGAAUUCGCGGAGCUGCUGGGUCUUAGUCGAGUGGGUGUCACGACGCAUAUCUCUGCUGGGGGCAGUCCCGAGGAGAGAGAUCAUUUUAGGAGGAGGUGGACUUUGGGGCUGGGGUUGGGAGGGGGGAGGAGUGCGGGGAGGAAGGCCGGCAGGAAGAGUUUUAUGGAUAGGGCGGCGGGCGGGGAGAAGCAGAGGUGUGAGAAUGAGAGUCAGACGGAACUGAAUAGUGUUGUUAGUGGGGAUACGGGGAUGGGUGCUCAUGAGCGGGGGCCGGCGGUGGUGGAUUGGAGGGCGGGGAUCAAGACUACGACUGUUAUCACGCAUGAGACGCAUUGAAAUAGCGUAUUGGAAAUUGAAGAUUGGUUUGACUUGCCUUGCCUUGGAUUGGUACGGCGCAGGGCGGCGCGGGUGUUGGUAUUGGAAUUGGUGUAUAGGGCUAUCUCGAGAUUGGGCGGGCGGGGCGUCAUCGCCUUGGAAGAGAGAGAAUUGGCAUUUGGAAUUUGAAAAUUUUGGAAAAUUUUGGAAAUGGACUGGAGCUGGAGUUUAUCCUACGCUUCUUCAUCAUCAUUAUGAGACGCGAGAGUUAUAUGAUUGGAGUACUGGAUUGGGUUUGGGGCGGUCAGGCGUUAGGUGUCGGAUCAUGGACUGUAUCUUCUGUAAUGAGUGAGGAGGAAGGUUGGGGGG
Cadophora gregata is the source of this 2657-nucleotide messenger RNA. RefSeq lists its product as uncharacterized. NCBI's taxonomy places the organism in Eukaryota, Fungi, Ascomycota, Leotiomycetes, Helotiales, Ploettnerulaceae. The record is from RefSeq and is a predicted model, not a curated record. The transcript has 5 exons. Bases 1029 to 2309 code for a protein of 426 amino acids.